AUGAUGACCUCAAUACCACUCUUCCGGCUCACAAGCCUCCUUCUCCUCCUCUUUCCGGUCCUCAUCCAUGCAGUAAAUGUCAUCGGAAGUAUCAAACCGAACAAUGUCCUCCAAUCCCUUACGCUCCUCCCUCCAUCCAUGACCGUAUCUCUAUCUGGUGCCAACCUUGCCGACUCCCGUACAUCCCACAUCUACUCCAACGGCGCCUUCAAAUUCCAAGAUGUAAAACCCGGUUCCUACCUACUCGAGGUCAACUGUAGAACCCACUUGUUCCCUUCGUUGCGUGUGGAUGUUAGCACCGAUGGUCUGGUGGAAGUGUACGGCACCUUCAGAGGUAACGAAUGGGACAACAAAGGGGAGAGGAAACCCCAUCCGAUCGACAUUUCUCCAGUUAAGGGUUCGGACUUUUAUAUAGUCCGCGAGGGAUUCAAUCCCAUGAAACUCCUUAGCAAUCCUAUGAUCCUUAUUGCUAUUGUGGCCAUCGGAGGAAUGACCCUGAUGCCAAAGAUGGUUGAGAAUAUGGACCCUGAAACCCGCGCCGAAUUUGAGAAGCAACAGCAAAACUCCGUGCUUUCCGGCGCCCAGAAUAACCCCCUCCAAAGCUUCGAUAUGGCCGGCUACCUAGCCGGUUCUUCCAGCAAAACCCAGCCAAAAUCUGGUAAUGGGUCAAAAAGGAAGUAA
Messenger RNA from Orbilia oligospora ATCC 24927, 681 nucleotides. RefSeq lists its product as uncharacterized. Lineage: Eukaryota; Fungi; Ascomycota; Orbiliomycetes; Orbiliales; Orbiliaceae. The record is from RefSeq and is a predicted model, not a curated record. Bases 1 to 681 code for a protein of 226 amino acids. The transcript is spliced from 3 exons. Gene Ontology annotation, cellular component: EMC complex.